AUGAACAGAAUCAGAGUACUGGGAUUAGUGCUCAUGUAUUAUGUUCUGUCAUUAAGCCUGGGAUAUCUAACAUCGUUUCUGCUUUCCAAAAAGACAUACAAUUUCUCCUUUCCCUUGUUCAAGGCGUCCAUGCAGAACCUGAUCCAUUUUUUCGGAGCAUCCACAGCCCUGAGGUUUCAGAAGGAAAAAGCUCCAAAGCCUAAUUACUUUGGGCCUUCGUUUCCAUGUGCCCUUGCAGGAGCCACAGACAUAGGCCUUUCAUCCAUAUCUCUAAGGUCGGCAACCCUUGCAUUCUACACAAUGGUGAAGUCUUCUUCUCCGGUGUUUAUUCUGUUAUUUGGAUUUGCACUUGGGAUCGAGAAACCAUCGAUAACGUUUUUUCUGACGAUAUUCACCAUUGGCGUGGGAGUGUUUCUCACGUCAAUAAAAAACACAAGCUUUGAUAUUAUUGGAUUCGGAACCAUCUCGUUUGCUUCUUUGAUGGCAGGGUUCCGAUGGGCGUUUGUCCAAUACCUUAUUAGAAAUCAGGAAGUCCGGAAGGAAGGAAUUCUUGUAACCAUAAGGGACCUUUGCCUUCCCAUAUCGUUCCUCCUCCUCUUAAUUUCUUUGCAUGUUGAAGGUCUCAUGGAGAUAGCAACAUCUAGGUUUUUCAACACGUUUGAUGCUGCCCUACGAAAUUUUGGGUAUAUUUCUCUUUGCGGGGUCCUAUCAUUUACGCUACUAUGUGCAGAGUUCAUGCUUGUUUCGGAAACCGGUGUUGUGUUUCUAAGUGUUGCAGGGAUUGUUAAGGAGCUGAUAAUUAUUUUUUAUGCAAUAGUAACAAAAGAUAUCACCCUAAGCAGUUUGAACUAUGCAGGAUUAGCCAUAAGUAUUGUGGGGAUACUAAUAUACAAUCUCAGCAGAAAGCCCUUCUGCUCCCAUUAA
Molecule: messenger RNA, 924 nt
Organism: Encephalitozoon intestinalis ATCC 50506
Lineage: Eukaryota; Fungi; Microsporidia; Unikaryonidae
Exons: 1
Coding region: 1-924 (307 amino acids)
Biological process (GO): UDP-glucose transmembrane transport
Cellular component (GO): endoplasmic reticulum-Golgi intermediate compartment; Golgi apparatus; cis-Golgi network
Molecular function (GO): antiporter activity
Source: RefSeq, a predicted model, not a curated record